AGGAGCUUAAGAAGCUCGGCAAGAUGUUCGUGCCCGCGGUGGGGCCCGGGUACGACGACACCCGCAUCCGGCCUUGGAACGCGCACAACGUGCGCGAACGGCGGGGGGGCGCGUAUUACGACAGCAUGUGGGCCAAGGCGCUGGCCGCUGGCCCUGCGGCCGUCUCGGUGACCUCCUACAACGAGUGGGGCGAGGGUACGCAGAUCGAGCCCGCGAGGCCCUACACCUCGCCCAAGGGCCUCCGCCACCUGGACUACCUGCCCGACCCGCCUGGCUUCUACUUGAACAGGACGCGCGAGUGGGCAGACAAGUACAGGGCCUCAGCAUGUGCUGGGUGAGCUGGGAGCCGCGCCCGUGGCCGCAAGGACGGGGGAGGCGUUGGCUAGUCUCAGGCCAACAGCCAGGCUCGGGUAGUCUUGUGCCGCGAGCUGACAGACCACGUUGAGCACAAAAAUGUAUCCUCACGGCGGGGCCCUCCUCCAAACGGUGUACGUUUAUGCAAGACUUCCCUCGAGCCUUGGAGCUGAGUUUCUCGAGUACCCGGAUGCAGCCAGACGCCUUGAGAGAUGUACCGGCACACGCGGGCACCUCAAGACGCGCACGUUUGUUGGGAGAUAUGUCCCCCAUGCUUGUCGCAAACUUGUCAGUACUAGCGUUGGCUGUAGGGCCACUCUGAUCAGGGCGACGGCUCUUGACAACCGAUCCGCAAGCCCCGUCGCCGCGCGCCAGUGGCCCGGGCGUACCCAGGCCACCAUUGCCGCUGAGAUCAGGGGAUUGACAUCCA
Prorocentrum cordatum is the source of this 784-nucleotide messenger RNA. Lineage: Eukaryota; Dinophyceae; Prorocentrales; Prorocentraceae. The record is from the annotation of a GenBank genome assembly.